UUCGGGGCGUCGAUUCUUGGUGUCGCAGCUCCGGGCCGUCGUCGUAACGGUAACGGUGAGCCCCCACUCCCUCGGAUACCUGACGGCCAUGCAGCCCGCUCCGCGCUGACGAGAUGGCACCGGCGGGCCGAGCAGUUAACCAUGACAGGGAGGAGCCAAGCUCAUUUUCUGCCAGCAACUAUUCAGCAGUCGUUGGGAGGCAAUGUUUAUGUCUUUGCCAACAGCACGGCUUCGGAAAAUGAACUUUCAGAAGAGGACGUAGAAUGCUUUGAGCUUAGGCCAAGAGGGAAGGAGAAAAUUCGAAGAACUGCAUCUAAAGAUCGAUUGGACGAUAUUGUGUACCUGGUUCGAGAAAUACAAGAGGGUGACACCUUGAAUGCACUUGCUUUGCAGUAUUGCUGUACUGUUGCAGAUAUCAAGAGGGUUAAUAACCUCAUCAAUGACCAGGACUUCUUUGCUCUCAGAUCUGUUAAGAUUCCUGUGAAGAAAAUCACUUUACUGGGGGAGAGGCACAAUGCCGCUACCUCAAGACUGGUUCCACGUGUAGCCUUGGAAUCUAAUGCACAGUGUCAGGAAUUUAAAACUGUAGACGCUUCUUCCAAUGAAAAUGCCGACAACUUUCUCAGAGAAGUUGAUAAAGACUUAGAAAGGAUAGUAAAAUCUAAUGACACCACUCGGGAGCAUUUAAAUGAGGUGGUUUCAGCAUUAUCUACCCAGCCAUUUUAUCAAGCAGCAGAUCGCAAAAUCGCGCGAAGAAAAGACCCCCAUUAUGGAGCAGACUGGGGCAUGCGCUGGUGGAACGCUGUCAUGAUAAUGUUGAUUGUUGGAAUUGUUACACCUCUGUUUUAUUUACUGUACUAUGAAGUUCUGGUAAAGGUUGAGACAAGCCAUCAUUCAACAAUGGAAUCAACGCAUCUACCUGUUACUAACAUUGUACAGCAAGACCCAAAGCAUAACAGUGAAAUUGAUCCUUUGCAAAGGACUAAAAUCCACUCACAGGAAGCUCUGCAUCACGUGAAUUCAAAACUUCAGCCAUCUGACACCUGACAUCAAUCGUCUAUCACAUUUUUCAGUCCUGUGCAAAGCCUUACCAGCUGUUACCUAAUGGGGAAAAUUGCAUCAUGUUAUCAGUUUGAAUUGUAAUGUGGAGGAGCUGCAAAAAUUACAUCAUGUCAUGAAUUUUCUAUUGAAAUAAAGUGAGUCAGUGUUUGUAGAAUAGUUGAUAGGUCAUCAAAACUUGCCUUCCAAUGUUAUAGGACAACAUAACAUAAAAACUGAUACUGAUAUAUGAUUGGCUAAAUUUAAAGGGUGAGAUAGUUUAGGCUGGAGUCAGGUGACUAUAAGACAUAGGAGUGGAAUUAGGCCAUUCAGCCCAUCAAGUCUGUUCUGUCAUUCUAUCAUGGUUGAUUUAUGAUCCCUCUCAACCUCAUUCUCCUGCCUUCUGUCUGUAACCUUUGACACCCUAUUAACCUAUCAACCUCUGCUUUAAAUAUCCCCAAUGUCCUGGCCUCCACAGCCAUCUGUGGCAAAGAAAUCCACAGGUUCACUGCCCUCCAGCUAAAGAAAUUACUCUUCAAAUUAGAUUGAAAUAUACAUUCCUCUAUCCUGAGGCUGUGCCCUCUGGCCCUUAACUCAGCCACCAUAGGAAAAAUUCUCCACAUCCACUCUUUAGAGCAGGGGUUCCCACCCUCAGGUCCACAGACCCCUCGGUCCAUGGCAUAAAAAAGGUUGGGGACCCCUGAUCUAGGCCUUUCAGUUUUCAAUAUGCAGCAAUAUAAUUUUGUAAACAAUGAUGUUAACCAAAAGCUUAAUUUAAAUAAUGUCAUGUGAUCUUGAUUAGUAUGAUGUUCUUAGCCAGGCUUUCUUUUGGGGUUCAAUUGUAUUCGAUAACUAGUGAAAAUACCCUAGUUAUUAAAUACACUAUUAUUCUUUUUGAGCAAAUGGUAAAGCAUAAAUAUGAUUUAAAUGCAAAACCUGACAUCUACUGACAAAUUAAGCAUUUAAUUUUAUUCCCACCUUCAUGUUCUUUAAACUUUGGAGUGAUACCUUGUAGACUUUCAGUAGUCAGAAUGGUUAUACCACUUUAUUACAGCUGCAAGCAAAAACAUUCUAAAUGUCAGAGGACCACAUAUUCAGCUGUUUAUAUAAAAAGUGAUUCUGCUGCCUGAAAAUAAGUUUUAAUAUAAAAUAUAUUUAUUGACUGUUAAAUACAAUAAUUGAAGACAUGCGUAUAUACUAUCGGUGGCCAUCUUAUUAGGUACAGGUGGAGUGGAACCCAUUUUGGUUUUCUGCUGUAGAUCAUCCACUUGAAGGUUCAAUAUGUGCAUUCAGAGGUGACCUUCUGCACACCACUGUUGUAAUAUGUGGUUAUUUGAUUUACUGUCUCCUUCCUGUCAGUUUGAACCAGUUUGGUCAUUCUCUGACCUGUCUCAUUAACAAGGUGUAUUCUUCCACAGAACUGCCACUCACUGAAUGAUUUUCAGUUUUUUGCACCAUUCUCUGUAAACUCCAGAGACUUGUGCAUGAAAGUCCCUGGAGGUCAGCAGUUUCUGGCAUACUCAUAACACUCUGUCUGGCACCAACCAUCAUUCCACAGAGAAAAUCACUUUGAUUGCAUUUCACCCCAUUCUGUUGUUUGGUCUGAACAACAAUUGAAUCUCUUGGCCAUGUCUGCAUGCUUUUAUGCAUUGAGUUGCUGCCACAUAAUAGGCUAAUUAUAUAUUUGCAAUAAGAGUAGGUAUACCUAAUAAAAUGGCCACUGAGUGUAUUCUGUUAAUAAUGAGGCUUUUGAAAAUUAUCAUAUUAUGUAAUAGUUAUUGAUUCUUAAAGCUUUAAAUUAUACAGUAUUCUUUAUAUUCUUUUCAAAUAAAAAUUGAAGCCUCGA
Mobula hypostoma (lesser devil ray) is the source of this 2884-nucleotide messenger RNA. RefSeq names its product LysM, putative peptidoglycan-binding, domain containing 3 (gene lysmd3). The coding region runs from base 142 to 1047 and encodes 301 amino acids. Gene Ontology annotation, biological process: Golgi organization. Lineage: Eukaryota; Metazoa; Chordata; Chondrichthyes; Myliobatiformes; Myliobatidae. The record is from RefSeq and is a predicted model, not a curated record. The transcript is spliced from 3 exons. Gene Ontology annotation, cellular component: Golgi apparatus.